AUGCACCGUGAGUUCUCUGAUCUUUUAAAGCAUACUGGAUUUGGUUGGGAUGUUGAAACUAACAUAGUGCAUGCUCUAGAGGAAACCUGGCAAAAUUAUAUUUGGGCACACCCAAAUGCAAAAAGAUUCCGCUCAAAGGGAUGCCCAAACUACAACUUGUUGGGAUUGAUCUUUAAUCCAUCAAUAGCAACCGGUGCCCUCCACUACUCUUCCACCCAAGAUCCACCAAACACUGAUGAUGAAGAUGAGAUGGAUGACAAUUUGGAACAUGGUGGAGUGCAUGUUGAUGUAGAUACUGAGAUCCCUGAUGAUCCUCCACAACCAGAAAUGGCAGGAGGAGUGACCACCCGUUCUGGAAAGCGUGUAACUGAUUCUCUAUUAGAGCGUAGAGGUAAGAAAGAAUCCAGAUUAAGUCAAAUGGGAGAUGCUUUGAAAGCUUGGGUUGAGGCAUCAAAGGCUAGAACAAAAACAUCUUGA
This is a messenger RNA of Vitis vinifera (wine grape), 477 nucleotides long. RefSeq lists its product as uncharacterized. The record is from RefSeq and is a predicted model, not a curated record. Lineage: Eukaryota; Viridiplantae; Streptophyta; Magnoliopsida; Vitales; Vitaceae. The transcript is spliced from 2 exons. Bases 1 to 477 code for a protein of 158 amino acids.